Auanema sp. JU1783 is the source of this 2559-nucleotide messenger RNA. The record is from the annotation of a GenBank genome assembly. NCBI's taxonomy places the organism in Eukaryota, Metazoa, Nematoda, Chromadorea, Rhabditida, Rhabditidae.
AUGAAUCAACACCCCAUAUAUAUGACUGCGAGCAGUCCUCGAGAUGAUCGGCAUCUGGAUAACUUAUCGUCCGAUACCAGUGGCCCUACUUUCCAAGCCCUGGGAUCUUUUCAUCCCCAGACUACUACUUAUUAUUCUCCCGCUCCCACAACUUUCCAUGUGACGACGCCAUAUGGACAAGAUAGAAAGGACUAUUUAUCUUCAAUACAUGGUUUAACGCCGGUUCGGUUACCCGAUCUAUCCUCCUCUCUUUCUGGGAACAAUUCAUCCGAAAUGAUGUCUACCCUCGGAACAUUAAAGGAGCAUCCAGCUGCUGUUCAAGCUGACCAAAUGAAUGCAUAUAUGGAAUUUUUUGUCGAUCCAGAACAAAGUACUUCUGGUCAAGUUCAUGAAGAUAGCAUAGUAAUAGAUGAUGACUUGGGCCAUCAUCACUCCCAGCUUCUUGUGACUGAUAAAAUUAUGUUAGAUUCUCUCAGUGAUGAAUCGAUAUUGGAAGGUCUUGGAGGAAGUAAAAGAAGGGUAGAAAUGCUAAAGAAACGAAGACAGAGCGAUAAGGAGAGGAAAGAGCUUGAAGAUCUUCUACGGGAAUCAAAUGACAUUGAUCAGGAUCCUGAUACUAUUGAACGUGUUCGAACUGCCCAAGCCAGAGCUCGUCGAGCAGAAGCCGCUCGAUCUAGGUAUCAGAGAAUGUCCGAAGCAGAGAGAAAGAAUUUCAACCAGAGGAGGCGUUUAAAAGCUUUAGGAAUAGAUCCCGAUAGUCCAAAAGCCUUACAAGACCCUGAUGUUGUCAAAGAUAGCAUACGGCUCGCCAACGCCAAGAAAGCAGAAGCCGCACGACUGAGAUAUCACAGAAUGUCACCUGAAGAACGCCGUGAAUAUAAUCAACGGCGAACGGAGUCUUUCAGACGCCGUAGAAUGGAAGAAGAAAUCUUAUUAUCCACACCCGCAGGUCGUAUUUCGGCUGAAGCUUUGGCCAAAGCACAGCAAAUUAUGAUUAGAAACGCUCGAAAAGCGGAAGCUGCUCGAGCAAGAUAUCAGCGAAUGACUCCUGAAGAAAGGAAGCAGUAUAAUAUACGGAGAGCGCAGUCUAAGAAAGCCAGAAAUCGCGCUUUAUCGGAAGCUAGAGCUGCUGCUGUUGCGGCUGCCGCUGCUUCAAAUGAUUGCGAUUUGAGUGCUUCAUUUCUGGGAAUAGGCUCGACUCUGCAUUCUUCUCUAAACACGCAAUUCCCCUCUGAACCUCCCGCUAACAUUCUAGAGGGUUUGGGACCAGACCCAACUCCACCAGCUUCAGUUCCCGCUCAAGUCGCUUCAGCCAACAGCGAUCCUGUGUCUUCACCGAGUUCAAUUUCAACUACUGUCGAUAUCAAGCCAUGCUUAACACCAACAACUUCUACUCAUCCUUCUCCAAUUCCACCUAAAGAUACAACGUCUGAUGAUAUUUUCCAACAGAUGGAACGAGAUGUUAUGAAGAGGACAAAACAGGCUCAUCUUACGUUAGCAAAACAAAGAUAUUUGACUUCAUCUUCUGGUCCUGCUAUUCCGUCUACUGCAUCUUCUGGAAAUGCCAUGAAUAAUGUGUCUUUAUCCAGUACGCCCUUAUCGGGCAGUUCUGGAAUGCAUGAUCAUAACAUGUCAGGCGAUCAGCAUUUGCUUGAUGACUCUCAGUUACAGCAGUUUUCUCACAGUCAACAAAUUAUGAUUGAUGAGAAACUAUUGAGACAGAUUCUGAUAACUGGCAGAGAUCAAAACGGACAAGAUGUCGAAUUACGAACUAUGGAUGGCCGAAUAAUUCGGGAAGAAGGCGAACUGAAUGCACUCGGGAGAGGAACACCAAUUCUCAUUCAUCCUCGACAGAGUACGCCAAUAAGCAUGAGCCAAUCAUUUUCUAAUCAUAUGGGCCCAUCCACCUCCGGACAAUCAAAUAUUUAUUCACAUUCUACUUCAUCUAAUCAAUAUAGAACCAGUGAGGGACCUUCAUCUACACCUAAUUCACUCGAUAAACAAGCUUUGGCUAAAGCUAGAAGAGCUGAACGCGCCAGGAUAAGAUAUCACAGUAUGCUUCCUGAAGUUCGUCAAGAGCAGAACGCUCGAAGAGCAGACCUACUCCGAAAGUCUCGACAACGAGAUGAACAACUUGUGCAGUUAGCUGAGACGGUCGAUGUCAAUUCGUUACAACCAGAAACGAGACAAGCUAUUGUGGAUGCUCAAACUAGGCGAGCUAGAAGAGCAGAACAAGCACGUGCCAAAUAUCAUCGAAUGAAUAGCGAAGAAAGGCGCCAAUACAAUGCAAUGCGUGAUGCUCAACGAAGACAAAGAAAACGACAGCAGGAAACGAGAGUUCGAGAACCAAAUUCGUCCUCUUCAGCUGUUUCAGGAGGUGGCAAUGAUAAUCAAAUCAAUAACAUGGGAGAUGCUUCUAUUAGCAAUACCAGUAACGCGUCAUUAUCACCUCAUCGUCAAGGCCAUUCAGACGAUGGAGUUGUCCGAGAGCAGCAAAUUAUAUAUACUACGUAUGAUAUAUACGAUGAUUAUAAGCCUUUAUCUAGUUGGGAUCAUUAG